AUCAUCAUCAUCAUCAUCCGACCGGACGCGAAGGCUGCGAACGAAUGUUACCGAGGCUCCGGAAUCCUGAAUAGCUUUAUAGUAACGUUAGAGGAUUUAUCAACGGAGCGUUUCUAGAACUCGUUUUUAGGUGUUUAUUUAAUUAAUUACGUCUCAAAAAGAACCAGUUAAUCGCAAAACGCUCUGUUAGUUUCGGUUAGAUGUUUUUUUUAAUGCAUAUGAUAAUCAAAGGUGACGGUUUAACGUAUUAAUUUGAUUAUUUAUUUCCCGCGAGAGCCAGGAAUCAGCUCAUCGUAGUGCGUUACGUAAUAUAGGCAUUAUCCAGGGUGCUGAAACCAACCCAUGCUAGACGCCUACUAGGGAGUUUUUUUUAAAAAGGAUUCAAUUGAGAAUAUAUAUUUUGUGCUUUUAAAUACUCAAAUUCAUUCGCUCCGGUUGGAAACAGAAACGAGGAAUUGACAUUGUCAGUUUCUAGAGAGCCACCUUGGAUUCCGUCUCUUUUUUUUGUCGGCGAAUAUCAUAUGCAUUUCGGCUGUCCUUCACCCUUAAGUUGAUUCUUGAGGUGAUUGUCGACGCUACCGGGAGAAAAUGUCGGGACAGACUCUGACGGAUCGCAUCGCCGCGGCGCAGUAUCAGCUCACAGGAUCCGAAGUGGCUCGUGCCGUUUGCAAAGCCACCACGCACGAGGUGAUGGCGCCCAAGAAGAAGCACCUGGAUUAUCUGAUCUCAACCACCAAUGAGACAAACGUGAACAUCCCCCAGAUGGCUGACACACUAUUCGAAAGAGCCACUAAUGCCAGCUGGGUGGUUGUGUUCAAAGCUCUAACCACGACCCACCACAUCUGCAUCUACGGCAAUGAGAGAUUCAUCCAGUAUUUGGCCUCAAGGACUUCCCUGUUCAAUCUCAGCAACUUUAUUGACAAAACAGGCUCCCAUGGCUAUGACAUGUCUACAUUCAUCAGACGAUAUGCACGGUACUUAAAUGAGAAGGCGUAUGCUUACCGUGCGAUGGCCUUCGACUUCACUCGAGUUAAGAAAGGAGCUGAAGGAGUGAUGAGGACUAUGGCUCCUGACAAGCUUUUGAAGGCUAUGCCUGCCCUUCAGACUCAAGUGGACACACUGCUGGAGUUUGACGUUCAUCCUAAAGACUUGAAUAAUGGUAUCAUAAAUGCAGCAUUCCUGCUUCUCUUUAAGGAUCUGAUAAAACUCUUCGCCUCCUACAAUGACGGCAUCAUCAAUUUAUUAGAGAAAUAUUUCAAAAUGAAAAAGUCUGAGUGCAAGGAUUCUCUGGACAUUUAUAAGAAAUUUCUCACUCGGGUGACCAAAAUUGCAGAGUUCAUGAAAAUUGCUGAGCAAGUAGGAGUGGAUAAGAAUGACAUCCCUGACAUCUCUUAUGCUCCUACCAGUAUUCUGGAGUCUCUCGAGGCACAUAUGAACAGUCUAGAGGGCAAGAAAGGGGAAGGGUCACCCACAAAAGGCUCACCCACCAAUAACGUGUCUCCAACCUCCACUCCCGCCAAAUCAGCCGCUGCCGUCCCCACUUUAGAGCCGCCGCGUGCUGAGGCCACGCCUGCUGCUGCUGAAACUGCUACUGAUUCUCUGCUGGAUCUGGACCCGUUGUCUUCCUCUGGACCUUCUACAGGAGCAUCAGCUGCCCCCACGUCUUGGGGAGAUCUGCUGGGCUCAGAUGUGUUUGCGGCCCCUGCGGCUGAAACCGCUGCUGCUGCAGAAGGUGGGGCUGCAGCAACCACGCCCACUCCUGCUGCCGACAGCAAUGCACCAACCGAUCCCUUCACUCCAGCGGCUGGUUCUGCUGAUAACUCCCAUCAGUUGGACCUGUUCUCCAUGCAGCCAGUAGUUGACAGUAACUCUCUCUUUAGCUCAGUGGCACCCAACACCGUCCAGGCGUCUCUCUCCACAACCACCAGCACUGUAGCCCCCGCUGCUUCCCCAGCCCCGACGAUAGACCUGUUUGCUGGCUUUUUUGAUCCCAUGCCAGACUCAUCUGUUUCCAAAACAGACCCAAACCCCAGUCUAGACCUGUUUUCAGCAGAAUCUGCAGGUGCUGGAGAGGCCAAACCAGCCGCAGCAGCUGCUGGAGGAGAUCUGAUGUCAGCUUUUGAUGGAUUGGGUGAUGUGCUCAUGCCAGCUAUGGCUCCACAGGCAGCAGGGGCCACCUCACCGGUCAAACCCAUGGGAGGAGAUCUGGACUCAGCUAUGGCCAACAUGACCAGCAAUUUGGCAGUGGGGAACCAGAAACCGGGUGAAGCAGCUGGAGGGGCGAACUGGCAAGCGCAGGUACCCACCCCUAGCUGGGGCGUUACCAUGAAUUCCCCUCUAGGGGUCUGUCCUGUCAUGGGAUCCCCGUCAACGUUUGGCAUGCCUGGUGCAGGAGCUGCUCCCAUGAUGCCUGGCUCACCGAUGAUGAGACCACAGUUUCCCGCACCAGGAGCCCCUGGACAACCGAUGUCUCCAGGAAUGGCCCAGAGUCCCAGGAAGCCUCCCCCUCCUAAAGACCCUCUCGCUGACCUCAAUAUCAAAGACUUCAUGUAGAUGAGCAGCUGGUUUGUCACACUUAUUGUGCAGCCCUGAUGAAUCAGACGUGUGUAUUCUCUCUUCCAUUCAUCACAUUCAGGGACUCCAGUCCCUCCUUUUAUCCCUUUCCCUUCCCUGUCUGUUUUUGUAGCACAAACCGUGAACGUGAAUAAGUAUGUGUGUGUACAUGUGUUUGUAUUUCAAUGUUCUCAGUUACUUCAGAUAUAUAUAUAUAUAUAUAUAUAAAUUUAAAAAAGUACUAUGAAACAUGAGAAUGGCAGAUGCAUUCUUGAAUGUGCCUCUGCAGGUCUCUUGAUAGAUGUGCAUUCAUUUUUCCUGGCUCGCUUUCAGUGGGUAAUCAAAUCAAAAGUGUGACGUUUUCUGUGGAAAAUGUUUUUUUUUUUUGCUGUGGUUAAUAUCACUGGGCCGGUCUUUGUCAUCAUCAGUCGAGUAUGAGUCAUCUUUUGACCAUGGAAGAACUUCUGAGGGAACAACAUUAACGUAUUGAGCGUAAUGAUAGUGUCUCACACACUGUUUGAUUUUUAUCAAUGCCCUGAUUUGAUUUUUUUUCGUAUCUAUGAAUUGUGAGUUACAUGCAAAAUGUGGCUAUUUGAUGAAAAUACAUAUGCAUUUUAAAAUAUUUUAAUAGACAGAUUGUUUUGAAUAUCCUUAGUCUUUAUUUUGAGAUAAAAAUGCUGAAUAUAUUUUAGCUAUGUCAGAAGUUUACUUUGCAUACUACAUGACUAGUUAGUAAUCCCAUUUAUCCCAUUUGGCACAAGACACAAGGCACUGAGCUGAGUCCUGCUAGUAUGUACAGUGUAAUAUCGCAGCAAGUAGAUCCUCUGUUGUGUAAAGGGGACGCCGGUUAGCCAAAUCAGAUUCUAUCAGGAGCAAGUUAACCUACAUCUUAAUCAACAUAUCAGGAAUAGUUCGACCAAAAAUUACAAUUUGCUCAAAAUGUUCUCACCCUUGGAUCAUCCAAGAUGUAGAUUUGUUUGUUUCCUCAUCAGAACAUAUUUGGAGUAAUGUAGCAUUACAUCACUUGAUCAAUUAUGGAUGCUCUGCAGUGAAUGGGUGCCAUCAGAAUGAGAGUCCAAACAGCUGAUAAAAACACCACAAUAAUCCACACCACUUCAGGCCAUCAGUUAAUGUGAAGACAAAACCAAGGACCAAAUCCAUCAUUAAGAUGGAUUUAACUUCAAAAUGUCAAAAUAUUAGUCUUCCAUUUAUAAAAUUGCUUUCUCUAGUGAAAGUCAUCUCAUCUGAAUCAGGAGAGAAAUAUGCAUAUAUGAAACAGUUCUAAACAAAUGUGUUAGUGUGUUUUAAUGUGGGAGGACAACAGGAGAUGGACCUUUUCAUUGGAGGAAGCUUUAUUUUGGAUUAUGGACUAUUUUGGCUUGGUUUAAAGUUAAAACUCCUGGAUCAUGGAUUUUUUAAUUUCACAAGAAAAAAUAUUAAUGUAAUAAUGUAUUGGAGUGGUGUGGAUUAUUGUGAUGUUUUUAUCAGCUGUUUGGACUCAAUCUGAUGGAACCUAUUCACUGCAGAGGAUGGUGAGGAAGUGAAGUAAUGCUACAUUUCUCCAAAUCUGUUCAAAUGAAGAAACAAACUCAUCUUCAUAUUUGAUGGCCUCAAAUUUUUUUUAUAUUUUUCAAUUUACUCUUUCUUUAAAAUAGGACUGAAUAUACCUGGCUGCCUUGUGUUUUGUUGUAUUGCAAGUGAGUGUGUUAACAAUUCUAUUUGCUACAAGUAUCACGGAUAUAAAAGGGACGAAUGGCAGUUUCGUGGAACAGUAUUGCAUUUUAUUGAUGUCUGUUUUUUAUUUUAACUGAACAUUUUGUUGAUAAAUUUUAUUUUUGGAUGGAAUAACACCCUCUGCCCCUCCCACCUUUGUGCAUGUUAGUCUCGUUGAAAUGCAAUAAACAGUGAUCUGGAGAGAAA
This is a messenger RNA of Carassius gibelio (silver crucian carp), 4473 nucleotides long. Its product is annotated as clathrin coat assembly protein AP180-like. Gene Ontology annotation, molecular function: phosphatidylinositol-4,5-bisphosphate binding; clathrin heavy chain binding; SNARE binding. Lineage: Eukaryota; Metazoa; Chordata; Actinopteri; Cypriniformes; Cyprinidae. Bases 589 to 2553 code for a protein of 654 amino acids. Gene Ontology annotation, cellular component: clathrin-coated pit; synaptic vesicle; clathrin-coated vesicle. The record is from RefSeq and is a predicted model, not a curated record. The transcript has 25 exons. Gene Ontology annotation, biological process: clathrin-dependent endocytosis; clathrin coat assembly; synaptic vesicle budding from presynaptic endocytic zone membrane.